Messenger RNA from Lucilia cuprina (Australian sheep blowfly), 892 nucleotides. RefSeq lists its product as uncharacterized. The transcript has a single exon. The coding region runs from base 151 to 762 and encodes 203 amino acids. Lineage: Eukaryota; Metazoa; Arthropoda; Insecta; Diptera; Calliphoridae. The record is from RefSeq and is a predicted model, not a curated record.
AAAAAUUUAAAAAAAAGAAAAGUUCAAAAUUCUUUACACAAAAUUACAAAAAAUCAUUAAUUUUGGCUUUACAACUAAAUUAAACAGAUAUAAAAAUUAAAAACAAGAAACUAAUUUCAAGGCAAUAGAAGCAAAUCUUUUUUUAAAUCAAUGGCCAAAAAGGGUGGAAAGGAUAAAGGUGCCAAAGGCAAAGACAAAAAAGGUAAAAAGGGCAAAGCUGAGGUAAAACCAAAAGAACCUGAAGUCGAGAAGAAAGAAGAGCCAAAAGAAGAAAAAAAGGAUGAACCUAAACCAGAAAUCAAGGAGAAAGUCAUCGAUGAACCCUGCUUAUUCAAUUGUGCUCAGGAUAAAGUUACCUACAGGCCCAACUCUUACCCGGGACUGUUGGGGCAACCCAAAACAAUGGCAGUUGUAGGUUCAGAAUGUGGCAGUUAUGAUAGUUUAUGUAAGCUCUUACAUUCCGCCUUUCGUUGUGCCGAUCGUGUUUAUGCCAUGGUACCAUGGGGCAACUAUGUUGCCGUGCGCGCUCACGAUGGAAAUAAAAUGACAUAUUUUCUCUUCGAUGGCUGUACGUGCAAUGUAAAUCGUUUUCGUUAUCUGGAUUUAACUUGCGGUACUGCUGGUCUCUUGUAUUUUGAGGAAAUGCAUAAGAUGAUAAAUUAUAUUAUAAUGUCUAGAUCACGGAGAGAAGAAAUCAAGAACUUAAAACGCUGUGUGGUCGAUGAUGUGUGCAAGGAAAUGUAUGGUACAAAUCAUAUUUAGAGGGAAAGUUUAAGAGGAAAUAAAAAAGUAAACAAGAAAUCUAAAAGUUCCUAAAUUUAGUAUCUGAAAUUUUUUUCAUUUUUAUUAUUUGCAACAAUUUAGAACAAUAAACCAGUCACUACAAAAUACA